Molecule: messenger RNA, 1040 nt
Organism: Dioscorea cayenensis subsp. rotundata (Guinea yam)
Lineage: Eukaryota; Viridiplantae; Streptophyta; Magnoliopsida; Dioscoreales; Dioscoreaceae
Product: bidirectional sugar transporter SWEET3b-like
Exons: 6
Coding region: 49-789 (246 amino acids)
Biological process (GO): carbohydrate transport
Cellular component (GO): membrane
Molecular function (GO): sugar transmembrane transporter activity
Source: RefSeq, a predicted model, not a curated record
AUAGCCCUGGAAUGGUAUAGACCUUUCAGACAACAAAAAUAUAUACAAAUGGAACAAAUGUUACGGUUCAUAGUGGGAAUUAUGGGCAACGCAGCUUCCUUACUACUUUAUGCAGCACCCAUGUUAACAUUCAAAAGAGUGGUCAAGAAAAAGAGCACACAGGAGUUCUCUUGUAUUCCAUACAUCAAUGCACUAGUUAGUUGUCUGUUUUACACUUGGUAUGGCCUCCCAGUUGUAAGCCGUGGCUUGGAAAACUUCCCUCUGAUCACCAUCAAUGGCGUGGGGGUACUACUUGAAUCCUUAUACAUUUUGAUUUACUUAUGGUUCUCGUCAUCGGAACGCAAGAAGGGAGUUUGCUUGAUGGCAGUUCCAGCAAUUGCAGUGUUCUGUGUAACUGCAAUUGUUUCAAGCUUGGUCUUGCAUGAUCACCAUCAUCGGAAAUUACUAGUUGGAAGUGUCGGACUAGUGGCUUCCGUAUUAAUGUACGGUUCGCCUUUAGUAGCUGUGAAAACAGUGAUCAAGACAAAGAGUGUCGAGUACAUGCCAUUUUACUUAUCUCUGUUCUCUUUCCUCGCAAGUUCUCUAUGGUUGACAUAUGGACUGCUAGCACAUGAUGUUCUUAUGGCAGCACCAAGUUUUUUAGGCACUCCUAUGGCCAUCAUCCAGCUGAUACUAUACUGCAUUUAUAAGAAUAACAAGCCUGCUUCUGAAGAGCUUGUUAAGAUUGAUUUAGAGAAAAAUGCAGGAAAAUUUACAUUGAAGCAGCAAGUGAUCAAUGGACCAAAUUGAAUUCUUCAUUUCAGAACUUGUUUCCAAGAAGGCAUGUCCAAUGUUAUAUGUAUAUCAUUGGUGUUAUUAAGAUAAUGAGCUUCAACUCGUUCUAUUAUAACCUGAGCUUCAACUCGUUCUAUUAUAACCUCCAUUAAAAUUUUCAUUACAAUAACUAGCACCAUUGACGCUAAAAAAUUUACAUCAAAAACUAAAAAAAAAACAAAUUAUCAAAUAAAGGAAUUCUAACUCAUUACAGAGAGUAGUAAAAG